Messenger RNA from Marasmius oreades (fairy-ring Marasmius), 1013 nucleotides. RefSeq lists its product as uncharacterized. Lineage: Eukaryota; Fungi; Basidiomycota; Agaricomycetes; Agaricales; Marasmiaceae. Gene Ontology annotation, cellular component: membrane. Gene Ontology annotation, molecular function: oxidoreductase activity, acting on the CH-CH group of donors. Gene Ontology annotation, biological process: lipid metabolic process. Bases 37 to 891 code for a protein of 284 amino acids. The transcript has 7 exons. The record is from RefSeq and is a predicted model, not a curated record.
GUUUGCUCGGACGUCGGACCCGUCGUCCAUACAGCCAUGGUUGUCUUUUCAAGAUUGAUUCCUUCCUUGACCAUUUCUUAUGCCAUACAAAGUAUUUUUGCCUCUGUAUUCGUGCCGCUUCAGGAAGAUAGGUACUAUGACCUUGCUGGAUCGAUAGGCUUCCUUUCGACCACCUUUGUCUCGAUGUACUACCCGACUCUCCGAGAUAGUUUUGCAGCUAGGGAGCUUCUUCCUCUACCCGCUCUCUCAACAUUUGCUCCUCGUCAGCUACUUUUAUCCGGUGCUCUUAGCUUCUGGUCUUCAAGACUGGGAAUAUUUUUAUUCGAACGAGCUUUGAAAGCCGGCGGUGACUCCAGGUUUGACAAAAUCAAACGUAGUCCAGCCCGUUUCACGACUGCCUGGAUGGUUCAAGCCGCUUGGACUUUCCUGGUUGGCAUGCCAGUGUAUCUGAACAACGCUAUUCCUUCUGCUGCUCAUCCACCUCUUUCUAUCCAUGAUUUCGUCGGGUUGGGUCUAUUUGCUGCCUCCCUUGUCCUCGAGGUUCUCGCCGACUACCAAAAGUCAAAAUGGAGACGUGCAAAAGACAACAUGAAACAUAAUGAAAAGUUCAUUAGCAACGGUGUCUGGAGCAUUAGUCGACAUCCCAAUUAUUUGGGUGAAAUAGGUAUAUGGACCGGUAUUUGGAUCCUUUCGACUCGAAGUCUCUCAGUUUCAAGUUCUCCGCGGGUAGCGAUCGCACUCUCCACCAUCAGCCCGCUCUUGACUUAUCUCUUACUCACUAAAGUAUCCGGUGUACCUCUGAUUGAGAAAGCCAACAAUAAAAAGUUUGGUACUGACCCUAGAUGGCUACGAUACAAGAGGACCGUUCCUGUCCUCUGGCCAUGGCAAUGAAAUGAUCGUUCGUCUGCAUCUUUCAAUGUAUCAUAAUAAGUAUAUUGGAGGGAAUCAGAACCAAAUUGUGUAACUUUCAAGCACGGGCCAUAGGGAAUAAUGAAGAGCGCACAGUUGACACG